ACAUACUAAGACACCGAGGCUCAGUUCAAAUCAGAUUAUGGUUAUUAAGGAUGAAGAAGUUCGACUGAAACGAUGUCUGCUUUUCGUUUAGGAUUCUGUUGCCAAACAGCCCUCUGGCUUAUAGCCUUUACUGCAUAUACACCUGUUGUGGUUGGCACCGUGUUAGAUGGAUUCUGCUGGACUGACUGGGUGAAUCUUUACCCUGCAAACGAGGGCAAGGACAUUGAAAUCUUCACACGGUUUGCCGCAUUGCAGCAUGGGCUCUGCUUGAAGCCGAUAGCAGUCGAUUAUUUAAGGGCUGAUGGAAAACAAGUCAAAGAGAAACUGAAGUGUAAUUUCUUUGGUUGCCGUUGCGUCAACUCUGAACAGGAGCCUGGGAUUAGAUGCAGCGAUUACAAGGUUCGCUUUCUCUGCAAAUGUAAGCAUGAUACAGCCGUGGAGAAUCCAACCUUUGACACAUUUGUCUGUCACAAUGGUGAUCCAAGAGAGCUACGUUGCAAAGGUUCAGCCAUCAUUAAGAUCAAAGCCGCCUUCUACGGCAAUAUUUGGCUGAGUCCCUGUGGACUUGGCAGCAUUGAAUCUAACUGCCGAGAGGAGCCAUCAACAACGCUCGAAAGGGUCGCGCUGGCAUGCAAUGGCCGGGCCUCGUGCAGUGUCCAACUUCCAGAUGGUGACAAUGGCUGUCGACAAAAGAAAGCUUUGCAUAUAGAGUAUGCAUGUGAAGCGAUCGCAUUGGCACCUGGAAACUACAUCGGUACAACAGGGGAGAUUUAUGUAGAUCCAACAUGCAAAUACAAGUGCAUCUUUUUGCUGAGUAACAGAGCAGUCUGUCUUCCAGUGUGUCCGUUACAUUAUGGCUUCGCUUGUCCGCCAGGCAAUAUUGUCCGUUGGAUUACGCAGCCUGAUACGUUUGCAAAGCACUGCUCAUGCAAGAAACCAAUUUGUCUUGACAUCGAUCUUCGCUGCAAAAUGGGCCAAAAAGUUUAUUACAGAGGUGAAAGAUUUCAUCUUGGUUGCGAGGAAGAAUGCGUCUGCCUCGGCCGCAAUGAACUAAAAUGCUUCCCAUUAUGCACGUGGCCAGGAGUGGCAUGCGCAGAAAACCAGAAACAGAUCACCAGCCAGCAAGCUACACGAUAUAGUGACUGCAAAUGCCCAAUAACGAAAUGUGUAGAAAACAACAUUGGAGUUUUCUGAUCGCCAAUUUCAGACGAACGUAAAAUUGCGCGAAACAGCAUAAGCAUCAGCGAAUUUUAGCUGAUGCCCAUAGAAGUUUGGGUAGUUGUUUUCUUAAAAAUGUUUUCAAAGCGUAGUCGGACGCUGCUUACAUUGUAUGAUAUUUUAUAAUUAGCAAGGGUAAAACAUUGACUUAAAACCAUUUCUUUUGAA
Molecule: messenger RNA, 1386 nt
Organism: Rhopilema esculentum
Lineage: Eukaryota; Metazoa; Cnidaria; Scyphozoa; Rhizostomeae; Rhizostomatidae
Molecular function (GO): carbohydrate binding
Source: RefSeq, a predicted model, not a curated record